AUGUGGACGCUCCCCCACCCGGCGAGACGCACCACCCAGACGCAGCCCACGCCUACAACAAGGAUUAAUCACACCGCCAGUAAAACCGUCUGCCCGAUGAUCACGUCCAACACAACAUGCCCAAACACUUCCGGAACAUCCGCUCUGUCCACCACCUCAACCGCCGCCAGUACAUCUGCAAGUGGGACCGUUUUUAGUGGACCGAAUGGAAGCUCCAAAACCACACCUGCCGUUGCGACGUCCCUUGCAAAUGUCACCGUAGGAAGCAGCGCAGCUAUCAGUGCCGCCAGCAACACAUCAGGUAACAACGCCACCGCUGCAAAUGCCACAGCAGCAUCGCGUAAUAUUAGUACUGCACAACAGGUUAGUUAUUUAUUCGAAAAAAUUAAAGAGUUGCAACACCAGUUACGGGACACUCAAGCGCAGUUAAAUGAUAGCAACAACAAACGGCAAGCUUUAGAAGAACGGUUCAUUUCUAAUGAGUCGUCGACAGCGCAGUCGACGUCGAGCGGCGCUAGCAGUAGGGUUCAUAGCGGUGCUUUGCAACUGCCGCUCGACGUCACCGACAAUUCUAUAAGGUCAGCGAGUGCAAAUGUACAUCCGUUUAUAAUGCCACCACCCGUUACCUUUCCUGCUGACGUCAAUAACUUUCAAGCAGCCACAAUAACAAAUGCACAAGUGAACCAAUCGCUAGGUAUGCCUAUUAAUUAUGCCGUGCCGCGAACAAUUCAGGAUUUACCAGAAUUUAGUGGGCUGCCUGAAGACUGGCCGCUGUUUUAUAAUACUUUUACUAAUUCCACCGCCGCGUAUGGUUACAGCAAUUUGGAGAAUAACCAACGUCUCCUAAAAAGCCUAAAAGGCGAAGCUAGGGAAAUUGUUAAAUCACUCCUUAUUCAUCCAGAAAACGUACACGCUGCAAUGGAACAGCUAAAGUUUCGUUUUGGUAGACCCGAAUUGUUGAUUCGAAGUCAGUUACGUCAGGUUAAAGAUAUUUCACUCAUUUCAGAAUCCGCGUUAGUAGGCAAACUCCCUACAAGCAAGAAGAUGGAAUGGGCUAGAUACGCUGCUACUGUAACACCAUACCCAACCGUUGUAGACUUUAGCAACUGGUUAAGCGAUGUCGCGAAUUUGGUCUGCACUGUUCAUGAUACAGAGGCCCGUCGACGAGUCGUACUGUAUGCAAACGACAAUAAAGACUACGAGCGACAGAACAAAGGAGUCGGGAGGAAUAGCUACAACAAGUGUCCACUUUGCAUGGGAGAGCAUAAAAUUAGUACGUGCAAAAGAUUUCUACAGUACAACGUUGAUGAGAGGUGGGAGUAUGUCAAGCGUAACCGUUUAUGUUUCUCGUGUUUGCGAAGUGGUCACUCGUCCCGGGAAUGCCGUAGUAAAGCGUCGUGUAUGAUAGACGGUUGCCAUCGUAAGCACAACAAGCUAUUGCAUGAAUCUAACAAGAAUGCCAGUAGACCUACAUCAGAGCGCUACGAGCAGCAAAAAAACACAAUUACUGGAAGAGAAGAGCCAACGCAAAACAGAAAUCAGGCUAACGAUGCCCUCCUGAGUUGUGCCGCUACACCACGCAAUGAAUAUAAACUUUUGUUUCGCGUCUUACCCGUAGUACUGUAUGGGUCUGGACGACGUGUGAAUACAUACGCUAUGCUGGACGAGGGCUCAUCCGUGACAAUGAUUGACAGUAGCUUGAUAGCAGAGUUGGGAGUUAAAGAUCAUCAACACAUGUUAAGUUUGCAGUGGUAUGGAGGAAAGACGGAACAACAACCAGCUACUGUAGUUAACCUUCAGAUUAGCGGAACUGGAAAGAGCAAACGUUUUAACCUGCGUCACGUGUACCCGGUGCCAGAUCUGGAUUUGCCUAUGCAGAGUUUAAGUAAUCAUGAUUUACGAGGAGCCUCCGAAUAUUUGCGCAAAGUACCCAAUACGUUUUCAAUUGUAAAGCCAAAACUACUUAUUGGCUUGGAUCACUGCCACUUGGGGCUGCCGACGGAAACCAUGCAGUUUGUAAAGAAUGGGCCAUAUGCAGCUAACACGGAGCUCGGUUGGGUGAUAUUCGGAUCUACGAACACUAAUAAAACGGUACGGGCGACGUGCUUGCAUAUGAACGAGGUGAGUGAUCAAUAUUUACAUGACAUGGUAAAGAGAUACUUUGAAAUCGAGAACUUUGGAGUGCGGCCGGCACCAGUGGUGAGAAGUGGCGCUGAUGUACGCGCAGAGAAUAUUUUAAAGUCCACUACUGUACGUAUAGACGGAAGAUACCAAACCGGUUUGCUGUGGCACAAGGACGACAUCCAGCUGCCAGACAGUUUCCAAAUGGCCGAACAACGACUCAGAGGAAUUGAACGAAAGAUGAGUAAGAAUAGUGACUUUGCCAUAGCAUAUAAAUCGACAAUUCAAAGCUACAUUGCCAAAAAUUACGCGGUAAAACUGAAUCCCCUUGAUUUUAAUAAAACUGGCCCAAGGGUUUGGUAUCUUCCACACUUCGCAGUCGAAAAUCCUAACAAGCCUGGUAAACUCCGCCUAGUGUUCGAUGCUGCUGCAACCGUAGACGGAAUAUCCUUAAACUCCUGUUUGCUUAAGGGUCCUCAAGGCUACCAACCAAUGCCAACGGUACUGUACAAUUUUCGGAUCGGAGCUAUUGGUGUUUGUGGUGAUAUCGCGGAAAUGUAUCACCAGAUCAAGAUACAACCGGAAGAUAAGUGCGCGCAAAGGUUUCUUUGGAGGGACGACUCCAGACACCAGCCAGACGCCCCCACGAAGCCAAUGACAAUUCCCAGGCUCGAGUUACAAGCUGCUGUGCUUGGCGUUCGCCUAUCGCAAUUAAUUCUCGAAGAACACAACCUUGAAUGUACCCGUAUUUUGUGGAGUGAUUCUACGACCGUUAUCAGCUGGUUAAACUCCGAGAACCGCCGCUAUAAACCAUUCGUAGCGCAUCGUAUCGCGAAGAUACUAGCCGUAACUCAGCCGUGUGACUGGAAAUGGGUUCCUACAAGCGCGAAUGUUGCUGACGAUGCUACACGCCACAGCCGUCAUAUAGACUUAUCUGAAACUUCUCGUUGGUUCAAGGGACCAGAAUUUUUAUCAUUGGGAGUGGAAGAUUGGCCAAAACAUUCUACUGAAACUACCACAGCUGAAACUACCACAGAAACAACUACCGAAGAGUUGUCACCGCGACCAAUGCUUAUCCUCUUUAACAGUACAAUUUUCAAUUUUAACAGAUUUUCUUCUUACAACAGACUCAAGAGAUCAACAGCAUGGGUAUUAGGAUUCGUCAACCGCAGCCGACGCAAGAAUUCGCCUGUAGAAUUUUAUGGGCUAAGCGCAUCCAAAGUCAACGCGGCCGAAAAAUUGCUAUGUCGCGUGGCGCAAGAAGCUACCUUUCCUGCGGAGAUCACUGCACUACGAGUAGGACAACCGCUAGGUAGUGACAGUACGAUCAACAAUUUAGCACCGUUUAUUGACGACGAAAAAAUUUUACGCGUUGGUGGCCGUUUAGAAGCUGCUACUUGGCUUCCAUUCGAUUGCCUGCAUCCCAUAAUUUUACCAGAGAAGCACCAGCUUACUGUUCUAAUCGUUACCCAUUAUCACGAGCGAAUGAAACAUCAGUACUUUGAAACAACAAUUGGGGAGAUUCGCCAGAAGUUCUGGAUCACCCGCAUACGUCAAGUUUUAAGAAGCGUUGUCGCGAGUUGCAUGGUUUGCAGAGCUUCCCGUGCAAAACCCUAA
Messenger RNA from Rhagoletis pomonella (apple maggot), 3738 nucleotides. RefSeq lists its product as uncharacterized. The transcript has a single exon. Bases 1 to 3738 code for a protein of 1245 amino acids. The record is from RefSeq and is a predicted model, not a curated record. NCBI's taxonomy places the organism in Eukaryota, Metazoa, Arthropoda, Insecta, Diptera, Tephritidae. Gene Ontology annotation, molecular function: nucleic acid binding; zinc ion binding.